Molecule: messenger RNA, 2972 nt
Organism: Haplochromis burtoni (Burton's mouthbrooder)
Lineage: Eukaryota; Metazoa; Chordata; Actinopteri; Cichliformes; Cichlidae
Exons: 5
Coding region: 377-1153 (258 amino acids)
Source: RefSeq, a predicted model, not a curated record
AGGAGAAGGAUUUGCUGGUUUCUGUUCUCUUUUGUCUCUUCAUGUUAUAGUUCUUUGAAGCCAGCCCCUUUCCUGCAGGAAAUUUUAUAUUCCUGUUCAUGAGAUCACUGCUUCCCGUAUUUCAGUUUUGCGUGUGUGUGCUUGUGCCUGCAUGUGUGGGUAAGUGUUCACUUCCUUCAUCUCUGACCGGAUUGGAACAACAGCAGGAGAAAGGAAAUACAACAUAAUUACUGAGUAAAAGAAAGUGAGCCCACUCUGAUUUCCAGAAAGUGUGGCAGCAUUUAAGAAUCAGCCGUAAAAUGUAAGCACAAACUCUCUUAGGGGAAGUGAUGAACGGCAGACAAAAACACCGUUAAACACAUCUUUACAGUCAGACAUGUAUACCUAUCUCCUCGGUGUCAUCAGCUUCGUCUAUGUCUUCCAUACUGGUCUCUGUGCUGAAGAAUGCCAGCUUAGUAUUUUGGCAAAACGCGAGAUGUAUUAUGUGCCAGAAGGGGGCAUCUUGUCAUUGUCCUGUGUAGUUCAGCACUGUGGAAACAACUGGACCGGUGCCUGGAUGUGGGAAAAUUCAACAUAUGAUGUUAGGAAGCCUGUGAAGGAAAGCGAGAGACACCAUUUGACCAACAAGACAAUUUCAGCCAGUCAGACAAAGCUAUUCUUAAACAUCCAGAGUGUCAACCAGUCGGAUGAAGGUUCCUAUGGAUGCAUGGUUGUUUGGGAUAUAGGUAUAAAUGAAAAUGGACAUCGCACGCACGUGAACAUUACCGCAGCUCUCGUCACAGGUCCCUCUCCAAGGAAACUCCUGCACAGGGUUUUGAUCUGUGCUUGUGCAUUACUCUGCCUUCCCAUCAUCCUGGAAUUGGCUCGCUGUCUGAGCUCAGAGGUCAAACCACAGCCACUUCCCAGGGCAGAGGUCAUAUAUGAAGUUCCAUAUGCAGCCCAACAAACCAUCUCGGCUCCACAACCUCCACCUCGAUGCCCGGUACCACAGAAAUGCAAAACAUCCCCUCCCAAAGUUCCACCUAAAGUCAAGAGGAAGCCAGAAGUGAUGUAUGCAGUGAUUUCAGAAGGUGCACUGAAGCAGCAGGGAGCCACGAGACAGCCUGCCCAUUCUGCAACUGUCUACUCAUCCCUGAGAUUUGACAACCACUAAUGGAGUUAUGCAUUAUUUUUAUGAAUUAAAUCAUAAAGUUAUAUCAUUUCAUAUAUAUGUCUUUACGAAACACUGAACGUGGUAGCUGCCACUUCUCGUGUUUUUUUGUUUUUGUUUUGAUGCAAACUGCAUCUUUGAUACAAGCUUGAUACUCUGCAUUUCGUGAAGUCUUUAAAGUGACAGUUUACCACAGAAUCAAACACAAGUUUUUCCCUCUGGCCCAUAUUUGCUAUUUUUCCAUCUAGACUUUUUUGUGGGGGGAGGGUGUGAGGUGCUAGUUACAGAUGAAUCUCCCUGUACUGAGCAGUUUCAUGUAGGAACUACUCUUCCUGCCAAAUUACAACCGCCAGCCACAUCACCUGACCGAAACAAGCCAGCAGCUAGCUAGUAACACAGGACAGGAGGAGAGAGCGAAACGCCUGUGCUUAUUAUCUCCUACCAUACUGUCAUACUGAGCAGGAGCCUCUCACCACAGAUGCAGCUUCCUUCUCAAAAACCAAAACACAUGUAUAGUCCUGUAAGGUUUUCUCGGGACUCUGUGCAGUCCUAUGAAAAACUAAGACCUUUGCUGCUUCCAUAGGAAUUAAAAGAGUAAGUAGCAGCCAGGUGCAGUUGAUCAAAUGCAUCUGAUAAAUUGAUCACCAGGUGUGAACGCCUCGAUGAGAGCCGAGGUUUGGGCAGUUUGGAGAUCUGGAGCAUUCAGGUGUGUGUGAACACUUUGCCAAGGAGGGAAGACAUCAGCAAUGUUCUUAAAGAAGCAAUUGCUGCUGCCGGGAAGAACUACAUAACAGAAUCAGCGGGCUGGGUUAGAUGUGGAUAAAAAUGAACAAAAACAGAUGAGCAUGGCUUUUUUGGAUGUUUUAAGACAAGAAAACGUAUUCUCUCUAAAAAGAACAUAGCAGCACGACUUAGGUUUAUGAAAUUGCAUCUGAAUAAAUCUGAUGACUUCUGGAACAAUGUUCUUUGGACAGAUGAGACCAAAGUGCAGCUGUUUGGCUGUAAUGUACCGCACCAUGUUUAGGAAAGACCAAACACAGCAUAUCAGCACAAACACCUCAUACUAGCUCAAGCACGGUGGUGGAGGGGUGAUGUUUUUGGCUUGUUUUGCAGAUACAGGACCUGGGAACCUUGGAGUCAGUAAGUCAAUCGUUAACUCUCCUGAAUACCAAAAUAUUGUAGAGUCAAAUGUGAGGACAUCGAUAUGACAGCUAAAGUUGUGCUGCACCUGGGUCAUGCAGCAGGACAAUAAUUCCAAGCAAAGCAGCAAAUCUACAACAGAACAGCUGAGAAAGAGAAAAAUUGAUGUGUUGCAACGACCUGGUCAAAGUCCAGACCUCAACCCGACUGAUAUGCUGCGACGGGAUCUUAAGAGAGCUGUGCAUAAACAAACCUCAAUGAACUGAAGAAAGAAGAGUGGGCCACAAUUCAUCCAAAAGGAUGUAAGAGACUAAAAACAGCUGCUAAAGUUUAUUUUGGAAGCUAUUUAAUAACAGUGUGGACUUACUUUUCCACAGGACUGUAUGGGACUACUUUAGGUAGGAACCAGAAAAAGAGCCACUUUAAAAAAGGAUCACUUUCAUGUAAUGUUACAUAUAAUAAGGAGAUACUGCAUCGCCCAGCUGUACCACCCUGAGGCGCUACAGUAAGCAGACUCUGCUCUGUGAGAUGAUUUCACAGAUCUUCUGGUUUGUAUUGUUAAAAAUGUGACCACAUUAACUGCUGUCAGAAUAAUGUGAUGGUGCUGCAGUUUCAACAAAAUGUGAAACAAACUUCCCUCACAUGUUCAAAUAUAUUACACAUUAAAGUAUAGACAAGAAAA